AUGGACCAAUCUCCUAAAGCACUUCCCAAGGAUAAGAAGGAGAAAGAGCCUGUGGAGAAAGAACCCAUGUAUAGGGAGAGGGGCAUGAACCCCACAUCCGUGUCCCGGGGCUUCAGGACCAGAGAGGUCCGAAUUACCAAGAUCCCAAACCACUUCCAGGCAAAGAAGACAGAGAAUAUCCUGAUCUUGGUGGCCUUCUCCAUUGGACUUGGAAGUGUGUGGCGUUUCCCAUACCUAUGCCACCAGAAUGGAGGAGGCAGCUUUCUGCUGAUGUACCUCAUCCUGCUGCUGCUGGUGGGGAUCCCCCUGUUGUACAUGGAGAUGAUCAUUGGACAGUGGCUAAGGAAGGACAACAUCCAGGCCUGGAAGCAGCUGGCCCCCUGGCUAGGCGGUUUGGGCUACUCCAGCACACUGGCUUGUGUGCUGGUGAGCCUGUACAACAGCGCUCUGAUCUCCUGGAACGUCAUGUACCUGGGCCAGUCCUUUGAUUACCCUCCACCCUGGGAACAAUGCAAAAUGCAUUCCCGUGGCCAUGGGAACAUCAGUAUGACUAAGAUCCAGUGCCUUCGGACGGUGCCCUACCAGUAUUUCUGGUAUCACACAACCCUUGAUGCCUCCAGCCAGGUGGAAGAAGGGAUUGAGAUGCUGGUCCUGAACAUCACCCUUUGCCUCUUUGCUACCUGGGUCUUCCUCUAUAUCAUCCUGAUUAUUAGGAUGAGGAUCUCAGUGCUUGUAAGUGUCCCCAUGGCCUCCUUCCUGCUGAGCCUCAGGACCUUCAACUAUCCAGAGGACAGGUUCAUGUACACCCACCAGUGUCCCCAGUUAGUGUCCCAUGGAAGAGAGGCGAGUCCCUCUCUACCUCACUCCCCAGGCCUCCCAGGUUCGUUGCUCUGUCGGCCUCACCUCACCUGGGAACCCUCUCCUCCACAGCUCUCUAUCUUGUCAUCGCUGGACACAUGGCGUCAGGCUGGAGGCCAUGUGCUCUACUCCCUCGGCCUUGGCAUGGGCACCAUCAUCACUUUCUCUUCCUACCAGACUAGAGGUGACAACUACAUCAAGUUGGCCUUCUUUGUGGCCAUGGCCAACCUGGUGACGUCGUUGCUGAGCACGGCCAUCAUCUUUCUGGUGCUGGGCUUCUGGACCACAACCAGCGGGCCCAGCUGUGUUGAGAAGAGUGUCAACAAGCUGGUCGAUCUGAUAAUCAAAGGUGUGCUGUCCCAGGCUGCCUGGCCUCCCCAAGGCAUCAUUCAUAAACCUCCAGUAGAAUACAUGGACUGGAUCAGUCAGCUCCCCAGUCAGCUCCAGGCGGAUGUGGUCCGUUUCUCCCCACCCUGCAGCAUCCUGGUACAGAAGGAAAAGUUCAUGGAGGGCCCUGGCCUGGCAUACGUGGCCUUCUCUCAAGUCAUCUCGCUGUUUCCUGGCUCCUCUUUCUGGGCCAUCAUCUUUUUCAUUGCCCUUGUCAUCAUGGGUCUGGCCACACUGACAACGCUCCUGGAGAGUAUUGUGCUUCCUCUGCAGAGAAACAUCCCAACCUUUGAGAAGUAUCCCAAGCUGAUACCAGUGACUGUCUGCUUGGGAGGACUUCUGGGCAGCCUUGUCCUCUCCAGUCGUGCCGGCAGCUACGUGGUGUUCUUGUUUGAUGACCACCUGGUCCCUAUGGUCCUCGUUGUUAUUGUGGUGCUCCAGAACCUUUCUCUGGCUUUUGUCUAUGGAAUCAGGAGGUUCAGGGCUGAGAUGUUCUACCAGCUGGGCCGCCUGGUGUGGGCACCCUUCACCUUCUUGUGGACUUAUGUGACCCUGCCCGCUCUGCUGGUGCUGCUUGCCAUCUACUUCCUGAAUCUCUACCACAGGAAAACCCUCUACUACAUCUCCUGGAAUGACAGUAUGAGCCAGGAAGUGAAGCAGCCUUACCAGAAGAUAGUGCUGGGCUGGAUCACCUUCCUCAGCGUCCUGGCUCUGCUGCCCAUCCCUGUGUAUCCGCUGCAGCACUGGUGGAACCAGGAUGACCAGGUCGUCUGUGAGGUCUUUCAAAAGCCUUCAUCCUCCAAAAGGACAGAAAUGCGAUCCAACAAGGUCAGCCAGCGGCCUGCAUACGCGCUAAGAAGACUCACAGUCAGAGGCCAGGACAAAGGUGGCCAGGUUCCACUCCCAACCAAGAACCCCACAGAUGACAUCCCCCUUCAACCCCUAAACCUGUUGACAAGAAGUGACAGUGAAAUUUUCUCCAGUUUCAGCCUUCGAGGUGACUCCACUGUCCCCAACAAUCCUGAGGCACCAAAGCCCACUGUCCUCCCAGCAGGUGGCCACAGCACUGGACAGAAAGAACUGGCAUAAGGCUUCUGAAGUGGCCAUGUUAUAUGUUUUUAGUCUCUGGUGAUGCACAUCAAGCCAGUCCCCGCCCCACAGAAAGCAGAAGACAGGUAUGUGGAAACCCAGUGGGAACUUCUAUGAGAGGCCUCACUGGGGUUCAGCUGGACAC
Molecule: messenger RNA, 2479 nt
Organism: Microtus ochrogaster (prairie vole)
Lineage: Eukaryota; Metazoa; Chordata; Mammalia; Rodentia; Cricetidae
Product: orphan sodium- and chloride-dependent neurotransmitter transporter NTT5-like
Exons: 10
Coding region: 1-2334 (777 amino acids)
Biological process (GO): sodium ion transmembrane transport; amino acid transport; nitrogen compound transport
Cellular component (GO): plasma membrane
Source: RefSeq, a predicted model, not a curated record